AUGUCUAAAGGAAAAGUCUGUCUUGCAUACUCUGGUGGGUUGGAUACCUCAAUCAUCUUGGCCUGGUUAUUAGAACAAGGUUACGAAGUUAUAGCAUUCAUGGCCAAUAUCGGUCAAGAAGAAGAUUUCGAAGCUGCUAGAGAAAAAGCCUUAGCCAUUGGUGCCACUAAAUAUGUUUUAGUUGAUGUUAGAAAGCAAUUUGUCGAAGAUGUUUGCUUCCCAGCUAUCCAAGCUAAUGCCAUCUAUGAAAAUGUUUAUCUAUUGGGGACUUCUUUAGCUAGACCUGUUAUUGCACAAGCUCAAAUCCAAGUUGCUGAACAAGAAGGUUGUUUCGCCGUGUCUCAUGGUUGUACUGGUAAAGGUAACGAUCAAGUUAGAUUCGAAUUAUCAUUUUAUGCCUUGAAACCUGAUGUUGUUGUUAUUGCCCCAUGGAGAGAUCCAACUUUCUUUGAAAGAUUUGCUGGUAGAAAAGAUUUAUUAGCUUAUGCUGAAGAGAAAAACAUCCCAGUCACCCAAACCACUGCUAAACCUUGGUCCACUGAUGAAAAUUUGGCUCAUAUUUCAUUUGAAGCUGGUAUCUUGGAAGAUCCUGAUACUACUCCUCCAAAAGAUAUGUGGAAAUUAACUGUUGAUCCAUUAGAUGCUCCAAAUACUCCAGAAGAUUUCACUGUCUUCUUUGAAAAGGGUAAACCUGUCAAAUUAACAUAUACUGAAGAGGGUAAAGAAACUUCAGUUGUUGAUCCAGUGGAAUUAUUCCUUGUUGCAAAUAAAUUGGCUAGAAGAAAUGGGGUUGGUAGAAUUGAUAUUGUGGAAAAUAGAUUCAUUGGUAUCAAAUCAAGAGGUUGUUACGAAACUCCAGGUUUAACUUUAUUAAGAUCUACUCAUAUUGAUUUGGAAGGUUUAACCCUGGAUAGAGAAGUUAGAGCAAUUAGAGAUACUUUUGUUACUCCAACUUAUUCAAAAAUCUUGUAUAAUGGAUUAUAUUUCACCCCAGAAGGUGAAUAUACAAGAUCAAUGAUUCAACCAUCUCAAAACACUGUUAAUGGUCAAGUUAGAGCUAGAUUAUAUAAAGGUUCUUUGAUCAUUUUAGGAAGAUCUUCAUCAACUGAAAAAUUAUAUGAUGCUACUGAAUCUUCAAUGGAUGAAUUAACUGGAUUCCAACCUCAAGAAGCUUCAGGUUUCAUUGCUGUUCAAGCAAUUAGAAUUAAAAAAUAUGGUGAAGCUAAAAGAGAAAAGAAUGAUCCAAUUGUUUUAUAG
This is a messenger RNA of Hansenula anomala, 1257 nucleotides long. RefSeq names its product argininosuccinate synthase (gene ARG1). The transcript has a single exon. Gene Ontology annotation, molecular function: argininosuccinate synthase activity; ATP binding. Gene Ontology annotation, cellular component: cytoplasm. NCBI's taxonomy places the organism in Eukaryota, Fungi, Ascomycota, Saccharomycetes, Phaffomycetales, Wickerhamomycetaceae. Bases 1 to 1257 code for a protein of 418 amino acids. Gene Ontology annotation, biological process: L-arginine biosynthetic process; urea cycle. The record is from RefSeq and is a predicted model, not a curated record.